AUGCAUGGGAGGGAGAAACCGGAGAACGGGAUCUGCCACGACGACAGCGCGCCGCCGGUGAAGGCGAAGACCAUCGAUGAACUGCACUCCAUGCAGAAGAAGAGGUCGGCGCCGACCACCCCCAUCAAGGACGGCGCGCAGCAGGGCAACGCUGCCUUCGCCACCAUCUCAGAGGAGGAGCGGGGAAACAUCCAGAUUCCUUGCCGGAUACUGGUGGGUCACCGCCGGAUCGAUUUUUCUAAACCUAAAAGGAAACAAUUCUUGAGAACAAGAAUCCUUGAAGCACCUGAACCUCGGUUGAAGAAUCCUCCUGCUGCCGAAGAGCCAAAAAAGAACAAGAAGAUCAUUGUUGAAGAUGAGAUCGAUGUGAAGUAUAAAUCAUUUAAGAAAUUUGAUACUGUUAAAGAACACUCAGAUAACUAUUUCAGCAUCCCAGAGCAUCUCGAUGGUGUUUCGUCUUGUCGGGAAAUUAAGAUCAACUUCUGCACUUGGCAUAAUUCUGCAUAUCUAGAGGAUUCAGAUAUCCAAAACAUGUGCAUCCGUACUACGCCUGAAGAACUGGAGGAUUUCAGUACUCCGGACGUCACAAUUUACAAUGUUGGCCAGUUUCCAUGUAAUCGAUACACACACUACAUGACUACCUCCACCAGCAUUGAUCUUAAUCUUGAUAGGAAAGAAAUGGUCAUCCUUGGCACACAGUAUGCCGGGGAGAUGAAGAAGGGUUUGUUCGGUGUGAUGCACUAUCUAAUGCCUAAAAGAAACAUUCUCUCCCUGAACUCUAGCAACAAUAUGGGCAAAGAUGGUGAUGUUGCCCUCUUCUUUGGACUAUCAGGCACAGGGAAAGCUACUCUAUCUACAGACCACAACAGGCUUCUUAUUGGCGAUGAUGAGCAUUGCUGGAGUGAAAAUGGUAUUUCAAACAUUGAAGGAGGUUGCUAUGCAAAAUGUAUCGGCCUAACAAAGGAGAAGGAACCUGACAUUUGGAAUGCCAUCAAAUUUGGAACCGUGUUGGAAAACAUCAUUUUCGAUGAACACACUAGGGAAGUAGACUACUCUGAUAACUCUAUUACAGAGAACACUCGAGCUUCAUAUACAAUUGAGUAUAUUCCUAAUGCGAAGAUACCGUGUGUUGGUCCGCACCCUAAGAAUGUCAUCCUCUUGGCAUGUGAUGCUUUUGGCGUGCUUCCACUAGUUAGCAAACUUACUUUACCGCAAACAAUGUAUCACUUCAUAAGCGGUUACACUGCUCUGGUG
Messenger RNA from Zingiber officinale, 1254 nucleotides. Its product is annotated as phosphoenolpyruvate carboxykinase (ATP) 1-like. Gene Ontology annotation, biological process: gluconeogenesis. Gene Ontology annotation, cellular component: cytosol. The transcript is spliced from 7 exons. The annotation marks the transcript as partial. The record is from RefSeq and is a predicted model, not a curated record. Lineage: Eukaryota; Viridiplantae; Streptophyta; Magnoliopsida; Zingiberales; Zingiberaceae. Gene Ontology annotation, molecular function: ATP binding; phosphoenolpyruvate carboxykinase (ATP) activity.